Vitis riparia (riverbank grape) is the source of this 1749-nucleotide messenger RNA. RefSeq names its product L-type lectin-domain containing receptor kinase S.4-like. Gene Ontology annotation, biological process: protein phosphorylation. Gene Ontology annotation, cellular component: plasma membrane. Bases 1 to 1749 code for a protein of 582 amino acids. The transcript is spliced from 2 exons. The record is from RefSeq and is a predicted model, not a curated record. NCBI's taxonomy places the organism in Eukaryota, Viridiplantae, Streptophyta, Magnoliopsida, Vitales, Vitaceae. Gene Ontology annotation, molecular function: protein kinase activity; ATP binding; carbohydrate binding.
AUGGUAGUAGUUCCUUCUCCGCUUUUAUUCCUCUUCUUUCUUGUCAACUUAGCCUGCUCUGACAACACCCAAUUCAUCUUUCAAGGGUUUAAAGGCGCUUCCAUUAAAAAUUUGAGCCUCAAUGGUGCUUCCUUCAUCACCUCAACUGGUGCACUUCAGCUUACUAAUUCCUCCAAAGACCUCAUUGGCCGGGCGUUCUACUCAUUGCCCCUGCACAUGUUCAAGGCCAAUUCACAAACUGUUUCCUCAUUUACCACUACUUUUGUUUUUGUCACUGUUCCCCUAGACCCUGAAAAUGGUGGCGGUCAUGGACUGGCCUUCACUCUAGCUCCUUCCAAGCAUCUUCCAGGAGCUCGAUCCGGGCAGUAUCUAGGGGUUUUGGGUCCAGGAAACAAUGGUAACUCCUCAAAUCAUGUUUUUGCAGUUGAGUUCGACACUGUUAGAGGCAGCACUAUUUUCAACGACAUUGAUGCAAAUCAUGUUGGCAUCGACAUCAACAGCAUGAAUUCUACAGCAUCAAAGACAGCUUCUUAUUAUGCCAAUCACACCCACCCUAAAGAACCACUGAAAUUGGAGAGUGGGACUCCAAUUCAGGCAUGGAUAGAGUAUGAUGCAACAAAGAAGAGUGUUAAUGUGACUAUAUCGCCUUUGUUUGUGCCUAAACCAGUUAGGCCACUCUUGUCCACCCGAGUUGAUUUAUCUCAUAUUCUCAAGGAAACCAUGUAUGUAGGCUUCUCUUCAGCUACAGGCAAGCUCUCCAGCUCACAUUACAUCCUGGGGUGGAGUUUUAGGAUGAAUGAAGUGGCGGUUCCACUCAAUCCUUCACGGCUUCCUUCAUUUCUAAGAGCAAAGAAAUCAGAAAAGAGGUUGAAGUAUAAGGAUGUUGUAGAGGAUUGGGAACUUCAGUGCUCUCAUAGGUUCCCAUACAAAGACUUGUUUAUAGCCACCAAAGGUUUCAAGGACAGCGAGAUCCUUGGGUCAGGAGGAUUUGGUUGUGUGUACAAGGGAGUGUUACCUGCAACCAUAGAGGAAGUCGCGGUUAAGAAAAUCUCUCACAAUUCCAGACAAGGGAUCAGGGAGUUCAUGAUGGAGAUAGCAAGCUUAGGACGCAUGAGACACAAGCAUCGAGUACAUCUCCGUGGAUGGUGCAAGCACAAAGACGAACUCCUCCUAGUUUAUGACUUGCUGCCCAAUGGAAGCCUUGGGGACAUUCUCUUCAAUCACAACAAGUCGGGGAUUCUCAAUUGGGAGCAGCGAUUCAGGAUCUUGAAAGGCGUUGCUUCUGCACUAUUAUAUCUUCAUGAAGAAUGGGAGCAAGUGGUUGUCCAUAGAGAUGUGAAGGCCAACAAUGUGUUAGUUGAUGCAGAUAUGAACGCAAGACUGGGGGAUUUCGGGCUUGCCAGGUUGUAUGAUCAUGGGAAGGAAGCCUGCACCACACAUAUAGUAGGCACAUUAGGAUACAUGGCACCAGAAUUAUCACGAACAGGAAAGGCCACAACUCAUUGCGACGUAUUUUCUUAUGGUGCAAUGCUGCUCGAAGUAGCUUGUGGCAGGCCACCAAUUGACCCAAAUGCCUCAUCCAAUCAGGUAUUGCUGUCGGACUGGGUAAGGGAGCGCUGGGCAGCAGGCUGUAUUAUUGAGGCAGCCGAUCCCAAGCUUGACAAUGAAUAUGUAAGCGAGGAGAUGGAACUAGUCAUGAAGCUGGGGCUCAUUUGUUGUCAAAGAUGCCAGAAGCGAGGCCAACUAUGA